This is a messenger RNA of Cryptococcus deneoformans JEC21, 954 nucleotides long. RefSeq lists its product as hypothetical. The transcript has 5 exons. Lineage: Eukaryota; Fungi; Basidiomycota; Tremellomycetes; Tremellales; Cryptococcaceae. The coding region runs from base 41 to 598 and encodes 185 amino acids. Gene Ontology annotation, biological process: protein dephosphorylation. Gene Ontology annotation, molecular function: phosphatase activity. The record is from RefSeq and is a predicted model, not a curated record.
AUAAACCUAGCGUCGGGCGUACGUUCACACAAGAGACAUCAUGGCAAAGAUAGUACCACCUAUGAACUUUGGCCUCGUGGAAGACGGGUUCUACCGUUCCGCCCAGCCUUCCGAGCUGUGCUUCUCUUUUCUCGAGAAGCUAAAUCUGAAAAGCAUCAUAUGGGUGGGAGCUGAGGAGCCUUCAGACAUAUUCUUGUCAUUCAUCGAAUCUCAAGGGAUCAAGUUGUACAACCUCGCCCCUCAAACGAGUUUGAACCCACACUUCCCACCUCCGUACACAGAUUCUGGUGUGGUACCUAUAUCUGGCCAAUACCACCUUCCACCACUUCCUCCUCCGCCCGAGCCACUGAUCAUUCAGGCUCUAACUCUCUUACUACGCCCAUCCACUUUCCCAACGUUACUAUGUUGCAAUAUGGGACGUCAUAGGACUGGAACUGUGGUGGGAUGUUACAGAAAGCUACAACGGUGGGCGUUGAGUAGUAUAUUGGAAGAGUAUAGACGGUACGCAGGGAUGAAGGUCAGGGUACUGAACGAGCAGUUUAUUGAACUGUUUGAUACAGACUUGGUUUCAAUAACAGCCGAACAGGUGACAAAAUAGUAACUUCAGGGCCAAGAGGCUAGCAAAAUUCCCCUUUCCUCAUCAGACCAGUGGAAGAAGUCAAGCCGCCACCUUGCGCAACUGUAGCCAAUAUAACGCCUAGAAUGUCUAUCGCCUGAUCAGAAAUGCGAGGCUGCGUCUGCACCGUGCAGCGGCGAUCACUGUGUUGUGGUUGAUAAAAACAUUAUCCAUAAGAAAUACAUACAGCACAAAACCCAAUAUCUGAUGUAUCAUAUAUGCAACUAGAACGCGACAACCUUGGCCUUUGGCUUCGUGACGACUUCGGUCCUGUUCUUCGCCGUCAACGGCACACUAGGCGCCUGAACAACUUCGCCUUGUUGAGCAUAACCCUCAAC